This is a messenger RNA of Anneissia japonica, 661 nucleotides long. RefSeq lists its product as uncharacterized. NCBI's taxonomy places the organism in Eukaryota, Metazoa, Echinodermata, Crinoidea, Comatulida, Comatulidae. The record is from RefSeq and is a predicted model, not a curated record. The annotation marks the transcript as partial. The transcript is spliced from 2 exons. Gene Ontology annotation, molecular function: protein binding.
UUAACAUUACUUUCUUUUUUUACUCUGAAAAAUUGUGAUAUAGUAUUUAAACAUCAGUUUGAUUAUUUUUAUUUGUAUCGACAUGUAUUGAUCGUCAUUUCAGCUCCCGGUGAAGUCUCUGUUAAUGUUGAAGAUGAACGAUCAAGACCCACAAUGUUGUUCAUAUUUUGGUCAGCACCUGGGGUGGUUCAUUGCCCGAUAUUUCAGUACAGGAUAGAAUAUAAACUUACUCAACUUGAUCAAUGUCAGAACCAAAGUAAUGAAUUUGAAGUCAGUGUUGUGGAUCAUACAAAAAAAGAAUACACCUUAUCGGAACUUACACCAUUUAGCACUUAUGAGGUAGUUGUAUCAGCUGGAGUAGAUGGAAUGAAUGAUAACACAGUAUUCACUCCUGGUCGGGCUGGUUUUGGCAAUACAACAUUCGCAGAUGCUACAGCACCACCACAGAACAUAAUUAACCACCAAACAGAGGAUGCACGAUCACUGAAGUUCAUAUGGGAAGAAAUUCCUUGCGGUGACAGGAGAGGUCCUAUAGUAAAAUACAACUAUAUUCUGGAAAUGAAUUCCGGUAUUGUGAAAGAAACUACUGUUGGUAAACCCAUUAAAGUGAUAAAAGACCUGAUUCCUUGUACCACAUACACAUUCAUGGUGAGUGGCAAAG